Hemiscyllium ocellatum (epaulette shark) is the source of this 2359-nucleotide messenger RNA. RefSeq names its product four-jointed box kinase 1 (gene fjx1). NCBI's taxonomy places the organism in Eukaryota, Metazoa, Chordata, Chondrichthyes, Orectolobiformes, Hemiscylliidae. The record is from RefSeq and is a predicted model, not a curated record. The transcript is spliced from 2 exons. Bases 401 to 1507 code for a protein of 368 amino acids. Gene Ontology annotation, biological process: cell-cell signaling.
CACUUCAUUGUGUGCGAGUAUCCGAGAGCAGUGCCUCGCUUUUCUCUCGGCCGGGACUGGCUGCUCUUUUUAAAAAGGAGUUGUUGGGCAUUCCCCAGCCUCUGAUCACAUGGUGACUGCUCCAACAACAAGAGUGGGAGCAGAAAGCGAUCGGUGCCUGAGAACUGAGUUACCGAAGUGCCUGGAGUGUGUGUGUGAGAGAGAGAGAAGAGGACGGGUCUCGGGCACUGAGCUCGGAACCCCCUCCUUCAGCAGCCCCCCGCCUCUUCUUCUUGUUGUUGUGUCGGACGGCGGAGAUGCGAGAGGGUGGCCGGCCGGUCAGCCGGAGCUGGGAGCCCGGCUUCCAGGCUGAAGAGGGACCGAGCUCUCGGGGUUUGACGAGGGUCAGGGAGACGGCGCCAUGAAUCCCCCUCUGCUGACUGGCCUGGCCGGGAUGUGGUUGCUGCUGCUGCUGCUGGCCGCCCUGGCUCUCCUCUUUUUCCCGGCUGUCCCUGGCCAAGCCGCCUCCGGUGCGCCGAGCCGAGCGAAAAGUUUGCGAACUCUGCUCGCCGUUCCCGCGGCGCCGACGAGGAGGCCCCCAGCCGGAGGGGCGCUCUCCCGAGACGUGCCGCGGACUGGUGGCCUGGACCGCUCUCCGGCCGCCGGCUUCUCCGAGUCGCACGUCAAGCGCUGGCAGCUGAAAGCCCGCUCCUCCCGCCUGGUCUCCCUGGAGCCGGGCUGCGGGAGGUUGUCCAACAGGCUGGCCAUCUUCUCGGACGGAACCAGAGCCUGCCUCAGGUAUGGCAUCAACCCCGACCAGGUGCUCGGCGAGACCCUCUCGUUCUAUCUCUCCAGGCUCCUGGGUAUUCGCAACGUGCCGGCCCUGGCUCUGUCCAGGGUCAACACCAACGCCGAGCAGUGGCUGGGGGUGAGGCGCGACGUUCAAGACUCCCAGUGGGCGGAUAGACCCAUCGUCAGUCUGACCGAGUGGAUCAGCGACCUCAGCGACGUGGUGACCCCGCCAUCCCUUCGGACAGCAGCAAGGACGCUGUCCCCCAGCCUGGAUAAUGUGACAAGCCGAGAGCUGAUGGAGCUUGUGCAAUGGUCAGACCUCAUCCUCUUCGACUACGUGACCGCCAACUUCGACAGACUGGCCAGCAACCUGCUGAACCUGCAGUGGGACUCCAGGGUCAUGGAGAGGUCGACCAACAACCUCCAGCGGACUGCGAAGGGGGCUUUGGUUUUUAUCGACAAUGAGGCGGGACUCGUCCAUGGCUACCGGGUGCUGCCCAUGUGGGACCAGUACCACGAAGCACUCCUGAAGACCAUCUGCAUCUUCCGGAAGGAAACCGCCAGGAAAAUCGCCGAGUUGCACAAGUCCCAGGAUGUUGCCCAGCAAUUACUGGAUCUGUACAGGAAUAGGUGCCUGCACAGUGCAAGAUGGAUGCAAUAUGGAAGGCUUCAUCAAUUCAGUUCCUUUUCAUCACAUCUUGCCAAACAUCCAUUCCAGAUAUUCUUCAGUCUUUGAAUGGAGAAUCUUCUACAAUCAACAGCUUAAAACUGUAUUUCCCUGUCCUACUUCCACGGCUCAACCAGAAUUGAUAUUUCAGCCAUUAUACCAUGAUUCUAUUUUCAGUCUUUCACAAUUCCAGGACAUUUCCUGAAGAUUGAAGAAUAUAGGUUUCUCUAGUUCUUGGUAAUGAAAUCCUCCAACACUAGGAAUCAAACUUGUGGCCCUUCUCUGGGUGACAGUGUUUACUGUCUUGAAACAUUCCUAAGGUCUACUCCACCUCAUGGUUACUCCAAACUAGAUCUAAAAGUGUCAUCUCACUUUAGGAGGAUUUUCUGUGGUCACAAUGUUAGCGACAUCAUGAACAUUAUGGAAAGUUUUUUUAUGUUUGUUAUUUCUGGUGAAAUAUUAUUAAAUUAUAAUCUUUAUAAUUUUACUCAAAAUAGUGCUCACAUGUCACCAAUGCAUGUUGAUUGUUGAAAGUCUUUCUCCAACAAUUGAAUAGCUACCACUUCAAUCUUGAAGUCUCCAGGUCACUUUACACAGACUCAGACUGUGGUGGAAUCCGCAAUGUGUAGCUGACAUAUGACAUCUUUUACCAGUCUAUCUACACACCGCUCAGCACCAAGCCCUUUCUUUAAUGAGAAGCCAUUUAUAUUUGAAGUCUGUGGCAAUGUAUAACUUUUAUUUAAAUUUCUGCAGUAGCCAUUUGAUGUCAGUGGAAAAGUGAAACUUUGUUUAUUAUUCACAAUUGUACAACAUUUCUCUAAUGCACCUUAUAUUUUGUUAAUACGUUUUUAAGGAUGUCUGAAUUAUUGUAUUAAGAUAUUGGAAGGCUUUAUCAAACUAAAAUGCCACGCAUUAAAAUAA